Linderina pennispora is the source of this 1878-nucleotide messenger RNA. RefSeq names its product WD40 repeat-like protein. The transcript has a single exon. Bases 114 to 1808 code for a protein of 564 amino acids. NCBI's taxonomy places the organism in Eukaryota, Fungi, Kickxellomycota, Kickxellomycetes, Kickxellales, Kickxellaceae. Gene Ontology annotation, cellular component: small-subunit processome. Gene Ontology annotation, molecular function: snoRNA binding; protein binding. The record is from RefSeq and is a predicted model, not a curated record.
GCCAAAUUUGCUUCCCUUAUUCUCCUUCUUUCCUUUUCGCUGUACUCUUCAUUCAGCACCUACAAACACUCUCACAAAACCCUAGUUCUGAUCCACUAUACAAAAGUGCGAGUAUGGCAGGAGACCGGUUUCUUGCGAAAGGCGUGACGAGGACAAAGCGGCAGCGCAACGGGCGGCCAGUCAGCAAAGGAGCUACAUCGACCGGGGCAAAGGCGCGUUCACGAAAGGCCACAAAGGGCUCCGACGAGUCGGGAAGCGACUCUGAUGCCAUCGGAGACAUUGAGAGCCUGGAGCACCGGUAUGGGCCGAACGAAGAUGAGCUCUCCUCAGAAGACGAGGAUGAGUUCUUAGAGACUGCAGCGGACAAGCGGCUGCGGCUGGCCAAGGAGUACAUUGGCAAGGUGCGCACUGCCACCGAGCAGCACUCGGGGGAAAUUGAUGCGGCGCAGAUUGAUCGCGAUCUGAUUGCCGAGCGGUUGAUGACCGACGCCAAGGAGCGCACGGGCAAGUGGAGCCGGCGGAUUGCCGACCAGUUCCUGUAUACGGUGGACAAAGAGUGCCUGACGGAGCUAAAGCAAGGCCUCCGGGGGGUAGUUACGUGCGCGGCAGUUACGCCAGACGGCAAGUUUGUGUUCAGCGGAUCAAAGGACGGGUCGGUGAUCAAGUGGGACGCACACAACGGCAAGCGUAUCUGGACGGUCAAGGCGCAGCGCAAGCAGAAGGGUGGGCAGGCUGUGGCAGCAGAAGCGGGCAAAAAGAAGGCUGUGGGCCAUUCCGACCAUAUUCUGUCGAUUGCCAUCAGCAGCGACGGGCAGUUUGUGGCCACGGGCGGGCGCGACCGCAAGAUUAACGUAUGGGCGGUGCGCGACUGCCGGCACUUGACAACGUUCCAUCAGCACAAGGACUGGGUGACGGGUCUGGUGUUCCGCCGUGGAACGAACCACCUGUACUCGUGCUCGGCCGACCGUAUGGUGAAAAUGUGGAACAUUGACGAGCUGGCGUACAUGGACACACUGUUUGGCCACCAGGAUUCGAUCAUCUCGAUCUCUGCGCUGCAGCGCGAGCAGGCAGUCACUGUCGGCGGACGCGACAAAACCGUGCGUCUCUGGCGCAUCGCCGAUGAGGCACAGCUUGUGUUCCGUGCCGGUUCGACUACAGACCAGCACCGCCUCACCAAGUCGCUGGCUGAUUCUGCCAAAAGCGACGCGACCAGCGCCCUGGAUCUGAACCAGGCAACACGUGGCGACAUUGCGCGCCACGAGGAUCUGCUGCGCGAGCUAGCUGGACAGGAAGCCGAGUUGCACGAGGGCAGUGUUGACUGCGUGGCCAUGGUCGACGAGGAGACAUAUGUGACGGGCGGGGACUCGGGCGCUCUCUCUCUGUGGAGCGUGCAAAAGAAGAAGCCGAUCUUUGUCCAGCAUGCUGCCCACGGCAUGCAGGCUAACGCCGAUGGCUCGCAGUCGACGCGUCCGCGCUGGAUCACGGCUCUGGCCACAGUGCCAUACACCGACCUGAUCUUGUCGGCUUCCAGUGACGGAUACAUGCGCCUGUGGCGUAUGCGCGAUGGCAAGCUGCCGGGCUUUGAUCUGGUCAAUGUGAUCGAGGUCGGUGGCAUUGUCAACAGCAUCGACGUCAAGGAGAUGAAUGGCACCAACGGCGGCGACAGGGAUGUGCUGGCAGCGAAGCGCGAUCUGGUGGUUGUGGCUUCGGUAGGUCUGGAGCCAAGACUCGGCCGGUGGGCCAAGGGCACUGCGCGGAAUGCAGUCAAAGUCUUCCGUCUGUUGGCAGCCAAGCCGCAGCACAAGUGAGUUCUGGGUCAUUUCCAAGCCGAGUACAGUUCCUGAGCCGUUUUGAAUACAAAAAAGAUUUAUAGCUGUC